AUGUGUUUGGGUUGGAAAAUAGUCGAGAGCUCGUUGUGUCCUGGUGGCCCAAGAUCAACGAUGUCGUUCACGCGGUAUCACCCAUCUGGAAUACUUCUCGUGCAUUUGGCAUUCAUGUGCUUCGUUUUGAUACAACAACAGAUCGACCGACUCUUCUUGAGCUAGUUUUAUCAUUUGCCAUUACCGUUAUACGAAUAUACAUGAUCUACAUAAUUUUAGUGACGGAUGCUUGGGACUUGAUCUUCGUGUCCAGCUCUCAGCUGGUUGAGAAAGGCUUGGACAUUGUACUCAAGAUUCCGUUUGCCAUGAUGCUGUUUGUUCCAUGGAUAUUUUUGUUUAGGAAAACAAAAAUUUUCUACAUAUCUCGUGAUUUGGACAUUUUUGAUGCUUUGAUAGCCAAGUACAACUAUCCUGCAAACUACCAAUUUUUUCACAUGUUUUCAACCUUAUUUGCUACUGCUGCCAUCAGCAUUCCACUUUUAAGCCUAGCAUCUAUUCGGGGAUUAGAAUUUUGGAUGGAUCACUUCUUCGUGCUGACGUUUGUUGGAUUCUCUUGGUCAGGUGGUUUGCUGUAUAAUAACAUUUGCAAUGUGUUACUCUUCCAUAUUUUGUAUCGCAUUGAAGUAAUCAACGAUUUCCUACGGUAAGUUUGUUGGUUUGUAUUGCUAUAUAUAAUUUUUCUGAUUUAUUGUUCAUUUAUAAUAUAAAGAAAAAGUAUU
Anopheles gambiae (African malaria mosquito) is the source of this 719-nucleotide messenger RNA. RefSeq lists its product as uncharacterized. The coding region runs from base 201 to 647 and encodes 148 amino acids. The record is from RefSeq and is a predicted model, not a curated record. The transcript has 2 exons. NCBI's taxonomy places the organism in Eukaryota, Metazoa, Arthropoda, Insecta, Diptera, Culicidae.